Molecule: messenger RNA, 372 nt
Organism: Cetraspora pellucida
Lineage: Eukaryota; Fungi; Glomeromycota; Glomeromycetes; Diversisporales; Gigasporaceae
Source: the annotation of a GenBank genome assembly
AUGAAUCUUUUAUCGAAAUAUGCUGGCAAAUUUUCACUUCCUGAUCAUUCUGAUGAUGAUGCUGAGAAAUACCAAAAAAUUGCAGAGAAAGCUCAUAAACAUUUAACAUCUACUGGAGGACAUGAAGCAGAAAUUGAUCAUGAAUCAGUUCUUGACAAACAUAAGAAAAUUUAUGAAUCGGGAAAUGUAACGGAACAUUCUGAUGAAGAACUUGGUCACGCAGCAGCUUUUGAAGCAUUGAAAAAAAUGUGUAGCAGUGGAUCAUAUGAUAAAUCUGAACUUCUUUCAUUGGCAAUGAGUGAAGGCAUGAAACUUUGGGAAAAAAGACAAUCCUCUGGUGGUAGUAGUGAUGGCGGAAAAGCGGUGGUUUAG